Molecule: messenger RNA, 508 nt
Organism: Drosophila pseudoobscura
Lineage: Eukaryota; Metazoa; Arthropoda; Insecta; Diptera; Drosophilidae
Product: larval cuticle protein 65Ag1-like
Exons: 2
Coding region: 38-352 (104 amino acids)
Cellular component (GO): chitin-based extracellular matrix
Molecular function (GO): structural constituent of chitin-based larval cuticle
Source: RefSeq, a predicted model, not a curated record
AACCGCAGACCAAAACCACCAACAACCAACAAUCAACAUGAAGUUCCUCAUUGUCUUCGUUGCCCUCUUCGCCGUGGCCCUCGCCGCUCCAACCGGAGAAGUGACCAUCCUCCGCUCUGAGUCGGAUGUUGGACCCGAAAACUUCAGCUAUGCAUUCGAGACCAGCGACGGAACUGCCGCCCAGGAAUCGGGAGUCCUGAAGAACGCCGGCUCCGAGCAGGAGGCCAUCGCAGUCCAGGGCUCCUACAAGUUCAUCGCUGAUGAUGGCGUCACCUACGAGGUCACCUACAUCGCUGAUGAGAACGGUUUCCAGCCCUCGGGCGCUCAUCUGCCCGUGGCCCCUGAGGCUUAAGUUGAGUUGCUUCCAUCGCAAGCAGCUUGAACGCCAUCGAGUCCCUUGUUACUUUCCCCAGACCGAUUUCCCAAACCUUUUAUUCAAAAGGAAAAGGAUCUUAGUCAAAAGCCCUAGUUUGUUAAAUAUUAAAGAAAAAUGAGUACAUAAACAAAA